AUGGGUAAAAAUUACGCAGGUGUGCUGAUAUUCUUUCUUGUUACUCUGACGGUGUUUGGACCAACGAAAGCUCCAUGUACCUGCUCAUUUUAUAAAUACUGUAGAUGUGUGAUGCUGAACCUCACUAGCAUUCCACAGAAACUACCGAUACCACGUGCAGAAUCCUUGUCUUUGACACACAAUCUGAUCACUACUUUAGAUCAGUCCGAUUUCUCACAGCACGGCUUGAGACGUUUAGACAUGGGAAACAACAAAAUCAUCACAAUUAAUAACAACGCAUUCUAUUCCUUGUCAAAUUUGACAUCGUUAACCCUUAACAGUAACUUAUUAACAAAGCUUAAACCGAACAUGUUUACGGGGUUACGUAAUUUGGAUAUCCUACGAGUGAAUGAUAAUGACAUCAUUGAUAUUCAGGCCGGAACGUUUGCUACGAUGCCCAAACUAACAAACUUGCAACUGUCCAGGAACAAGCUAACACGUCUAAGAUUUAACAUGUUUAAAGGGUUAGAAAAUUUGACAACAACUUGA
Messenger RNA from Branchiostoma belcheri (Belcher's lancelet), 528 nucleotides. Its product is annotated as SLIT and NTRK-like protein 5. Gene Ontology annotation, cellular component: extracellular matrix. The transcript has a single exon. Gene Ontology annotation, molecular function: protein binding. The record is from RefSeq and is a predicted model, not a curated record. Lineage: Eukaryota; Metazoa; Chordata; Leptocardii; Amphioxiformes; Branchiostomatidae. Bases 1 to 528 code for a protein of 175 amino acids.